This is a messenger RNA of Eimeria tenella, 3504 nucleotides long. RefSeq lists its product as uncharacterized. The coding region runs from base 1 to 3504 and encodes 1167 amino acids. The record is from RefSeq and is a predicted model, not a curated record. The transcript has a single exon. NCBI's taxonomy places the organism in Eukaryota, Apicomplexa, Conoidasida, Eucoccidiorida, Eimeriidae.
AUGAAAGGGCUACUGAUGGACCGAUCUGCAGCAACCGCUCCAGCAGGGAGCAGCAAGCAAGGCGUCUCGCCAGUGCCUUCUGGGUCUGAGGCUACUGGUAGAAUGCUCUCUUUUUUGUCUCAGUCACACCUUAAGCAACAAUUAGAAUGCCAGGUGCGCUACUUUAUUUCAGGAAGACUUUUAAACUGCACAGUCGGCAGGGAAUCUCUCUUUGAAGGCGAAAAUUUGAAGCUGCCUGCGGAUUACCAACAAACGCCUAGAAAUAGCCUUGCCUUCAAAGCAACACUGUCACUUGUUCUGCUCUGGCUAAAGGCUCACGGACUUGUUCACACAGCGGGUCUACUUUGUCCCGAAGCGUCUUUGCGUAAUACUGACAUCUUGUCGCAAGAGGAGUGCCAAGCAGUUCUGCAUUUGCCGAAGGCCCUUCUCAGCAAUUCAGCUUCUUCCAAUGUGCCUUCUGAGCUUCAGUUGAAUUUGCUUGAUCGUUUGAUAGCUGCCGCCAGUAGUCUUCCUACCUGCCAGAAUAGUGGGUCGAAACGAAACUGCGAUUCAGUGUGUGAAAAUGGGAACAUCCCAACGAAUGAAGGCGAAGGCGAACACCUAGACCGCUCAGAUAUCGAAAAGGGCUUUUCUUGCAGCAAGGUACAAAGCGAGCAUGUGCGCGUUCACAGGGAGAGAGCAACGCGGGCCCAGGGAAGGUCUUGCCCCCCGAAAUGUUUCAAUAUGCAGAUGUGCGAAUCACAAUGUUCCAAACUACCCGAGUCGCCAAAGUCCUGCUGCCCCAGAAAAGGUUCUACUGAGUGUAAUAAGUGGAACGAAAUGGCAAGCAACCAAGCGCUGCUUAUGGAAGCUCACUUGAGAGGACUGGAGCUCUGUGAAUCAUCGCAACGGUUAUUUGGUGCAAGAGCAGACACCCGGCAGAUGAUAGAUCAACGACUUGCCUCUUUAGAAAGUGAACACAAAAGCCGGAUUUGGCAGCUUCAAAAGGCGGUAGAACAGGCUGCAGGGGCCCAAAAAGCUCAUGAAGGAAUGUCUAUGUUCGAGGUCCAGGCAACAGUCGAUGCGAUGAGACACAGGAUAGAAAUUCAGAGUAUGCGACAAAAAGAAGAGGAGGCAAAGAUUGCUGAGCGUGAGAAAUAUUUAUUAGAAAGAGAACGCCGUUUGGCACAUAGGGAAGUGCAACUGGCAAAGGAAACGGCUCGCAAGCAUGUGGAUCAUAUUACCACAGAGCAAAGUGAAGUAUGUAAGCUACUUACCCAGGAAAACGCAAAUUUUCGUUCUCAGCUUUUGGACACAAAAAAAAAGCUCGAAGCGCUAGAAGCUGAGCUCCACAGACAGAAGCUUGAGUGCGUGACGGACAUGAAAAGUGAGCUAGUUGCCGACCCAAGAAAAAGUGAAGCAGUGGGCGCUUCCUCAAAUGCUCAACUGGUGAGUACGUCACUGGUUCCGCAUUUGGGUGGGAAAUGUCAGGACCAAGGGCCAGUACAGCUAAAACAGGAUUAUGACAUUCAAGUGGCGCGUCUCGUAGAUGAGCUGCAGCGCAGCAAUGACCAGAUAAGAAGCAAGGAUGCAGAGUUCAAGCUGCUGGUUGUGGAACUCGAGUCUGCACGACGCGAAAGCGCAGAAGCGCAGAAGCGACUGAAGAAGCUGCAGAAACGUUACGAAGUAGCACGAGCCGCCUGCGUUCAGCAAAAAAAAUUGGCAUCUUCGAUAUCUCUUUCGCUUAACUCCUUUGACCUUGCUGUAGGAUCGGCGACAGGCAGUGCGGGCCAGAAACUGACUGAUUUGCCCCUCAAGCAAAAUGACGUGAAUGGUUUCAUAAAACCUACUGAUGAUAGCACAACACCUGCAGAAGUCUGCGUCCCCGCGAACGGUGUCUCUUGUUGGAAUGAUUCCGCUGGAGUGGUCAGCGAGCCAACGACGGAUAAUAUCCAUAGACGAACCCUGAAGCCCAUGUCGUACGAUGUAGACGGCCCAGUUAUGUUGUCUCAUAUGUGUAGAGCAGCAAUGGACGUGGCGAUGCCGUCGCCUGCCACGCUACAGAACUGCACUGUUCAUGCUUCGGAGUCUCACUCGUGUCACUCGUGUUUCCCGCGAAAGUUAAUCCGGCCAGAAAUCAAUUCUGGAACGUAUGGAAUAACUAAUCGGUCAAGCGAAGGGAUGCGCUGUGCUGCUUCAUUAUCAUCAUCUUGUCAGCAGUUGUGUAAUGCAGCUGCACAGCCCGUUGGUUGCUCACGGGCUGAUGCGGGAAACGAAAUUCUUGCAGAGAGCGUUUUUUCAACUACCAACGGUCUCACCAAAGAUGAGCAAUUUCUGCGAGCAAAUAAUUCGUCAAAACAGGAAGUGCCCAGUUAUUUAUCUUCCGCAGCGGUUGAUGACAAAAAGUGCCGAGCAGAAGUGUCGCCAACAGAGGAAGUCUCCAAAUUCCGCCGUCCCGCACCAGCUUGCUUUUCGGAUGACUGUAAUAAAGUUCCAACUCAACGCGAAAUAACGUGGGACGCUUCUGAUAAAAAAUCAACCCCGCAAGGCAUUUCGGAAAGGCUGCUAGAAACAGGCAUUAAACAGUUUGGGGAGAACGAUGACGCGAAAAGCCGUGCAAUCAGUGAGAAAAACCCAAGUAUAACUGUGUGCGGGUCACCUCUUUGUAUUCCUUGGUGCGACACCCAACGAAAUAGCCCUUCUGAGAUCGGUGCUCUACUCAGUGGAGAAGAAAGCGGAAGUCCUUCCAGCAUGCGCCAAGAUAAUUUACCGAGGGAGCCUAUUGCGCAACUGACGAGCAGCGGUAACUGUGAAGAGCUUGUAUCCAAAAGUCAGACAAACCAACAAGACUUCCAAAUUCGAUGCUCCCUUCCAGACAAGAUCUCGGGUGAGGUUAGUCUUAACAACGAACAACCAAGUACAGCGACAAACAAGCCGCCUGUAGAGGAAGGCCAAUCAGUCCAGUUUUGCACGGGAGAUGCCAAAAGGGAUUCCCUGUCAGGUAUGGCUGAGCGAGCAACAGAAUUGAGAGAUGCCGACUUCUCAACGCGGAUGAAGCUCGAAGAACAGAUUGAAAGCGUACGUUGUCUUGAAGACAGAGAAUCUGGAAAAGAGGCGUCAGCGCCUUCCUGCCCUCCAACGCCUACAGAGCCAGUGCUUCAUGACACCCCAGUGCGUCCUUCUGCAUCAGUUGUAGAGCAACGAAAUGAAGUUUCUACGGUUGAGCGCGUACAAAGCCCAUGGGCAGAAGCUUCAAUUGAAUCCUCGCUUCCCGAAUCCCCCAAAGGCCUUUCUAACUUUCCUUCUCUCUCCUGUCAUGUAGCUGCUACAGUUGAGGGAAUCCCUGCUCCUAGUAGCACUAACGUUGACUUUAGAGGAAGUUGGAAGGCACUGUCCAAAGAGCGGCUGUUUUCGAGGGACAGUGCAGUUUCGUCUUCCCCUUCAGAGAAUGAUUGGCUAGCUUGCGUAUCGCCUACUGAUCCAAAUGUCAACGAUCGAAUAGCCAGUUACCAUCCGGUUCGUUAA